AUGAAGCUCGCUGUGCUCACAUCGGGAGGCGACAGCGCCGGUAUGAACGCCGCCGUGCGUGCGGUGGUCAAGGCCGGCAUCCUCAAAGGCUGCGAGACGUGGAUCGUGCGGGAGGGCUACGAGGGCCUCGUCAGGGGCAACGAGGCUGCUGAGGGCGACACCGAGCCUCCUCCGGCGGCGUGCGAUAACGUGCCCGUCGCGGAUCCGGGCUUUGUACAAAAUCUGCGUUUCGGAGAUGGUGCGCUCUUACGAGACGGUACCGGUGAUCUUCCUGGGAGGAGGACGCUAAAGGGACGUUACAUCGUGAGGGCUGGGUGGGAUGAUGUUAGGGGCUGGUUUACGGAGGGUGGAACGUUAAUUGGGACGGCGAGGUCGAAGGCUUUCAGGACGGAGGAAGGACGGUUGCAGGCUGCGUUCAACAUGAUCAAGGAGGGCAUUGACGCCCUCGUCGUCUGUGGGGGCGAUGGUUCCCUCACGGGCGCAGACGUGUUUCGUUCCGAAUGGCCCUCGCUCGUCAAAAAACUCCGCGAAGCAGGCAAAAUCAACGACCAUCAGGUCGCUGCCCACGGACACCUGAAGAUCGCCGGACUGGUGGGGUCGAUCGACAACGACAUGUCGCUCACGGAUCUCACGAUCGGCGCGCCGACGGCGCUGCAGCGCAUCUGCGAGUCGAUCGACAACAUCAACUCGACCGCCUUCUCCCAUUCGCGCGCGUUCGUGAUCGAGGUCAUGGGCCGCCACUGCGGCUGGCUGGCGCUCAUGGCCGGCGUCGCCUGCGGCGCCGACUUCUUGUUCAUCCCGGAGGACCCGCCGAGCGCGCAGAUCUGGCAGGACGAGCUGUGCAAGAAGGUCAAACAGCAUAGGAGCGUGGGCAAACGCAAGACGAUCGUCAUCGUUGCGGAGGGCGCGAUUGACGACGAGUUGAACCCCAUCCAGGCCGAGGCUGUGAAGAACGUCCUCGCGGAUAAGCUCGGUCUCGACACCCGCGUCACCACCCUGGGUCACACCCAGCGAGGUGGGAGGCCGGUUGCGCUUGACCGCAUCUCGCCCACACUGCAAGGCAUGGAGGCGGUGGAAGCACUUCUCGAGGCAACGCCGACGACGCCCUCGUACAUGAUCGGCAUGCAUGAAAACAAGGUCGUUCGCGUGCCUCUCAUGGAAGCUGUGGCAAUCACAACGUCCGUGUCGGACGCGAUCACGGCCAAAGACUUCAAGAAAGCGAUGUCGCUAAGAGACCCCGAGUUUAUAGAAAGUCUCGACGCCUUUUUCGAGACAUCAAGAUGGGAUCCGCACGCCCGAUCGGCGAAAGAAAAGUGGAUGCGAGUUGGGAUCAUGCACGUCGGCGCCCCGGCAGGCGGCAUGAACGCCGCAACGCGCGCUAUGGUCCGGUAUUGCAUCCGACACGGGCACACGCCGCUGCUGAUCCACAACGGGUUCCGGGGCUUGCUGGACGACGACGUCUUCGAGCCGUCCUGGCUCGGCGUCGAUAACUGGGCGACGCGCGGCGGGUCCGAGCUGGGCACGAACCGGGAGCAGCCCGACGUCGACCUCGGCGCGGUCGCGUGCAAGUUCCAGGAGUACGCGUUCAGCGCGUUCGUGAUGAUCGGCGGCUUCGAGGCGUUCUCGUCUUUGAAGAUCCUCGAGGGCGCGAGGAAGGAUUACCCCGCGUUCCACGUGCCGAUGGUCCACCUGCCCGCGACGAUCAGCAACAACGUGCCGAUGACGGAGUUUAGUCUUGGGAGCGAUACGAGCUUGAACGCGCUCGUGGACGCGUGCGAUGCGAUCAAGCAGAGCGCGUCGGCGAGCCGGAAUAGGGUGUUCGUGGUGGAGACACAGGGCGGGCAGUGCGGGUACAUCGCGACGCUGGGCGCGUUGGCGACGGGCGCGACGAUGGUGUACACCCCCGAGACGGGCAUCAACCUUGAUAUGCUCCGGCAGGACGUGAAGUACAUGAAGAGGCGGUUCUCGCUCGACGAGAAGGGCAAGGCGGAAGGCCGUCUGGUGAUCAAGAACGAGGCGUCGUCGAACGUGUACAACACGGAGGUGAUCACCAAGAUGUUCAAAGAGGAGGGUGGCGCCCUGUUCGACUCGCGCUCGGCGUCGCUCGGGCACACGCUGCAGGGCAACAUCCCGUCGCCGAUGGACCGUGCGCGGGCGGUGCGUCUUGCGCUCCGGGCCAUGCGCUUCCUGGAGGAGCACCACGAGACGCUGCGCGGCGUGCCGUUCAAGGCGCGCCAGGCGGCGCCCGAGUCCGCGGCGGUUAUCGUUGUUCAGGGCACGGGCGUCAGGUGGGUGACGGUCGAAGAGAUGACGGAGCAUGCGGACAUGAAGAAAAGGAGGGGGAAGACGAGCUGGUGGAGCUCGUACAAGGAUCUCGUCGACAUGCUCGUUGCGCGGAAACAGAUCAUCGGAGAGCCUAAACCCGAUAGAACGCUGUAG
Molecule: messenger RNA, 2439 nt
Organism: Punctularia strigosozonata HHB-11173 SS5
Lineage: Eukaryota; Fungi; Basidiomycota; Agaricomycetes; Corticiales; Punctulariaceae
Product: 6-phosphofructokinase
Exons: 11
Coding region: 1-2439 (812 amino acids)
Biological process (GO): fructose 6-phosphate metabolic process; fructose 1,6-bisphosphate metabolic process; canonical glycolysis
Cellular component (GO): cytoplasm; mitochondrion; 6-phosphofructokinase complex
Molecular function (GO): fructose-6-phosphate binding; ATP binding; identical protein binding
Source: RefSeq, a predicted model, not a curated record